UGACCUGAGAUUAAUCCCUGUAAGAAGCUCCGACUCCUCAAAAGUCUGAAAGUACCGAAGACGAGAAGAAACCCCAAAAGUAGAGUUACGCAAUCAAAACCUCAAAAAGAUUUCUCAGAUCUCUGGCGGCGACAGAAGCAGAGGUUUUUCUGAGACAGAAGGUUUCGUGCGAACACAGACGAGGUAUUGGUGAGUGAAACAGAAUGUCUCUAACAUGCGUGAAAAUGUCGGAGGAUGUGUGGUUAACUUGUCUCACGCACGCAUUGUCGACCGAGACUGAGGAGAUUAUGGGCCUUCUUCUUGGUGAUAUUGAGAACUCAAAAGAUGGACAUGCCACUGCACUAAUAUGGGGGGCUUCCCCACAGUCACGAUCUGAUCGGAGGAAGGAUCGAGUAGAGACAAAUCCAGAACAGUUGGCUGCUGCAUCAGCCCAAGCUGAAAUAUCCUUGACUUAUCUUUAUGGAAUAGUCUAUUUUUUAUUUAAAAAUUCUUCUGUUUUUUUACUGGAAGUAGUUAGUCUGUUACAUACAAUUUGUUUUUUGUUAUUGACAAGAGAAAUAUCUCAAGCUCACAAGAAGGGCGGUGGAGCAAGGGUUUGAACCCUUGCCAUGAUGAUGUAUUAGCCUUUUUACAAGGUUCAAUUUGUCUUGUAGAAUUUGCCUUGUUACGUGCAAUUUAUUAUCUUGUUAGUUAGGAGUUAUUCCAAACAUGCUGGCCAUCAUAUUUAUCUAUUUAUUUUAUUACAGAAUUGCUUUUGUAUUCUCACAUUCUUUCAGUGGAUACAAUUUCACGUGGUGAACCAAACAACUCUUGUUACAGUAGACUCUUUAUCAAUAUGAUGCACAUUCAAUAUGGCUUUGAUUAUGGGUGUCUUUUUUCACAUUUCAUGUUCUAAAUACUUUUGUUGUGUAAUUAACUUCAAUACACAGAAUGACCACCUCAACAGGAAGAACAACAAGAGUAAUUGGGUGGUACCAUUCACAUCCUCAUAUUACAGUUCUUCCAUCUCAUGUUGAUGUGAGGACUCAAGCAAUGUAUCAACUUCUUGAUUCUGGAUUUAUUGGGCUGAUAUUUUCUUGUUUCAGUGAAGAUACAAACAAGGUUGGAAGAGUUCAAGUUAUUGCUUUCCAGUCCUCAGAUGGGAAGCAAAGUAGCAUGUCAGGCCCUGUUCCUCUGUCUCCUGUAAAUAGAAGUUCAGUUAUUGAUGUUGAAUCAUCUCUAAGUUCCUCAGAGAAUUCUUUGGUGAGGUCUGUAUCUGCAAAAGCUGAUGGCGCUGAAGAAGACACAGGCGAUUCUAGAUCAACCAUAACUUAUGCUAAGAAUGGGGGACGAUCUUCAAACUUGGGUGGUUUCUUUGCUAAUGCUGAUGCCAACUACCUAGGGAGAGAUCAAAGUGGAGGAAACCAUAAUUCCAAUAAUUUAGAGGAUGCCACAGUUGAUAUUGACCCGAUGGAUAUGUCAGAAAGCAUGCAAGAAGCAAUGCACCGUUCAAAUUUGGACAUGAGUGGUGCAGAGUUUGUAAGGAAAGAAAUUCCUCUUCACGUUUUGCCUACAUCCUUUCUUUUGAAGCUUGAUUCUCCAUUAACUUCAUUUAUGGAUUUGCAACGUGUACUUUUUGAAGAAGAGCAGGCAGCAUACAAUCAAGCCAUCUUGCAAAAUAUGAGGGAUGGGAAAGUGCAUCCCCUUACUUUCAUUCAUCAUACUUCAACGUAUCAGGCUUCUAUGUGCAAAUUAAUUGAAUAUUGCUUAAGUCCUGCCAUCAAUGCACUUCAGGGUCGGUUGAAAGAGAAUGAAAUCCGGUUAGCAAUGUUGACUGAUGAAGCCAAGAUUUUGGAGACUGAAGCCUUCAAGGGAAGUGGACCAAGUUCUCCUCAUUAUGGUUCAUCAUCUCAUGGAAUCAGAGGAAGUGCUUUGGUUGCCCACAGGGACAUAAAUAAUUUAGCUGAGCCAGUCAGUAUGAGGACGUCUGCCGGUUCUGGGAGCCGAAGCCGAAAACGGUCUUAGUAAAAACUUUGAAUCAAUCCCAUUCUACUCAGUUCAUUGCGUCUUUUGGUAUUAUCCAAGGAACUUCUACUACUAGGUUGCCUCCGCCAGCUUUUAGAAUUCCAAGGGGAAGCAUUUGCAAUUCGUUCCUUUUGAUAAUUGUUGCCUUCAUGGUCUCUACUAAAGGAGGAAGAUUCCUUGGUAGAAACUAGAAAAGCAGUGAUGGGUGGAAUCCUUGAAUAAAUGCAUGUCAUUGUUAAUAUACCUCCUUGUUUCCAUUUCAUCAUGCCUCCUUGAUGUUAGAUGCCCUAUGGCAGCAGUUACUAGUUUAGUAGAGUUGUGCUCCGUGUCCUGCACAUUUUAGUCUACUUGCUCCAAUGUAAUCGUCAUACUUUUUGAACUAUACUUGUUUCUACUAGAUAAAUGCGCACCCGUGCCGUGCUUUGAAUCUUGUGGGGGUGACAUUUCUGCCAAAACCUAAUGGUUAAAUACUAAGUAUAAGUUAUUGAAUAUUUAAGUAAAUACCAAAUUUAAAA
Messenger RNA from Rubroshorea leprosula, 2519 nucleotides. Lineage: Eukaryota; Viridiplantae; Streptophyta; Magnoliopsida; Malvales; Dipterocarpaceae. The record is from the annotation of a GenBank genome assembly.